AUGGACCCCACCGCGCUGGACCCGAACAGCCCUGCUGCCCGUUCAGCAACCCCAUCUACAACCUUGGACGAAAAACCCACCCAGCAGCCGUCCCUGGCGUCAUCCGAUUCGCUGCAGAGCACACAAGUACUGGCUGCAGAUCAACUGCAGGAAAAGGACCCGUAUGUGGCCGACAGCAGCGGCAGCGCUCCAUUAGAGCCAGUGCGGUCCGCACACCCAAGUGUUCGCGAUCCUUCUGCCAUUCCCGACGGAGGACUAUGGGCCUGGCUACAGGUCCUUGGUAGCUUCUUUCUGCUCGUCAACUCAUGGGGCAUCAUCAACACGUUUGGCUCCUACCAAGCCUACUACGAGACGACUCUUCUCAAAGACUCGAGUUCCUCGUCCAUCUCCUGGAUAGGCUCCAUCCAGGCCUUUCUCCUCAUGGAAGUGGGCGCCUUGACCGGCCCCAUUUACGACGCUGGCUAUUUCCGUGAACUCCUCAUCGCCGGCAGUUUCCUGCUGGUUCUAGGCCAAAUGAUGCUAAGUCUCUGCCACACGUAUUGGCAGGUUCUGCUCGCCCAAGCCUUCUGCAUCGGCCUCGGCACAGGCUGUCUUUUCGUCCCUAGCGUUGCCAUCCUCUCUACUUACUUCUCCACGCGCAUCGGCACUGCUAUCGGCAUAGCGGUGUCUGGCUCUUCCUUUGGCGGCGUCAUCUAUCCCAUUGUGUUCCAUAAGCUUCUCCCGCAGAUUGGCUUCGCCUGGACUACCCGCGUCCUCGGCUUCCUCGUCCUCGGCACCAUGGUCAUUCCCAACCUGUGCAUGCGUGUGCGUGUGCUACCGGCCAAGUCGCGCUCGCUGCUCGAUCUAAAGGCUUUCCUUAUCCCCGCGUACAGUUUGCAGGUUGCGGGCUUCUUUGUGGGCUUUAUGGGACUGUAUAUGCCUUUCUUCUUUGCCCAGGUCUACGCUCUGCAGCAACAUAUCACAAAUGACCAGUUGGCAUUUUAUCUACUACCCAUCAUGAAUAGUACGAGUCUGUUUGGACGUAUAGUGCCCAACUUGCUCUCUGACAAACUCGGUCCCUUCAACGUCAUCGUCCCCUGUGGACUCAUCUCGUGCGUUCUUUGUUUCUGCUUCAUGGCCGUGUCCUCGCCAUCAGGCAUCAUCGUCCUCAUGGCCUUUUACGGUUUCUUCUCUGGCUCCUUUGUUAGUCUCCCGCCCACCAUUGUCGUCUUUUUGAGCAAAGAUGCGCGGGACAAGAUUGGAACAAGACUCGGCCAGAGUUUCGGUAUCGUUGCCAUUGGCCUCCUUAUCGGCGCGCCCAUUGGUGGUGCUAUCCAGGGGCAUCGUGGCUUCGACAGUUUGUGGAUUUACGGGGGUUGUUUGCUGUUUGCCGGUGCCGUGUUGCUGUUCUGUGCGCGUGUGACUCUCAGAGGUUGGAGCGUCAUGGCCAAGGCCUGA
Molecule: messenger RNA, 1437 nt
Organism: Exserohilum turcica Et28A
Lineage: Eukaryota; Fungi; Ascomycota; Dothideomycetes; Pleosporales; Pleosporaceae
Exons: 2
Coding region: 1-1437 (478 amino acids)
Biological process (GO): transmembrane transport
Cellular component (GO): fungal-type vacuole membrane
Molecular function (GO): transmembrane transporter activity
Source: RefSeq, a predicted model, not a curated record